AUGUUGUUGAGAGUUCGUGGGCCAGAUGGCAUGCUACGCAUUACCAUCGAGAAGGACGAGACAUUCGCCGACCUGACCCAGAAAUUCCUACCGCAACUCCCUCCGACUGUCGACCCUAGUACCAUCUCCUUCUCAAACCACCCCGGCGGCAAUGAUCCCAAGACCUUUCACGAGAUAGCGCACCUUGCUAUUGGCCAGGUCGGCCUUAGCCAUGGAGAUAUGAUCUUCAUCAAGUACGGCCACGCACAAGUCAUAGGCAACGGCGUCACGAACGGGGACCUGGACAUCAAGGGCAAGGGUAAGGCGGCGCCCUUGGACUCGUCAACCAACCGGCUCAACGGACAGCCUGUCCUGCCUACCGAAGAUGUCCUCAUCGACCCGCCGCCCCUGUCCUCACCAACAAGAGAGAGAAUCAAGAACCCUUGGGAGGUCGUUGUCCAGUCCAAGCUCGACGACGCCCUGGACAAGAAGGAGGGAAAGAUCAAGCGGAAGAUGGACAAGAUGUGCCGACAUGGCCCCAAGGGCAUGUGCGACUACUGCCAACCUCUCGAUCCCUUCGACGCCAAGUACCUCGACGAAAAGAAGAUCAAGUACAUGUCCUUCCACUCGUACCUUAAGAAGAUCAACGCCGACAAGAACAAACCCGAGACAGGCAGCUCGUACAUACCACCUCUUGUCGAGCCAUACUACAGAGUCAAACGAGACUGUCCGUCGGGUCACCCCCAGUGGCCCGAAGGCAUCUGCACAAAGUGCCAGCCGAGCGCCAUCACGCUGCAGCCCCAACAGUUCCGUAUGGUGGACCACGUUGAGUUCGCGGAACCCGCUAUUAUCGACACCUUUCUCGACGCCUGGCGUAAGACUGGAGCACAGCGCAUAGGUUUUAUGUAUGGUCGGUAUGAGGAAUAUGAUGUGGUCCCUCUGGGUAUCAAGGUGGUUGUCGAGGCCAUAUAUGAGCCGCCCCAGGUGGAUGAAGUCGACGGCGUCACCCUGAAUCCUUGGGAGAACGAGAAGGAGGUCACCGAGACCGCUCGGCUGUGCGGACUGCAGCAGGUCGGUGUGAUAUGGACCGAUCUCCUGGAUACUGGCGCCGGUGAUGGCUCAGUGGUGUGCAGACGACAUGUGGACUCUUAUUUCAUCGCAUCGCAGGAAAUCUGCUUCGCGUCACGCUUGCAGGCACAACACCCAAAGUCCUCCAAGUGGAGUGACACUGGUCGUUUUGGCUCCGACUUUGUCACAUGCAUCAUAUCAGGCAACGGAGAGGGCGGUAUCGAGGUCAGUGCAUACCAGAUGUCGAACGAUGCGAUCGAGAUGGUCAGGGCCAAUAUCAUUGAGCCCUCGGCAGACCCUCAGCGGAUGUUAGUCCAAGAGGAAGAAGAGGACGACGGCUCGACCAGCAGGACGCGGUAUAUUCCCGAGGUGUUUUACCGUCAGAUCAACGAGUACGGUGCGAAUGUACAAGAGAAUGCGAAACCGGACUUCCCAGUCGAGUAUCUCUUUGUCACCUUGACACAUGGUUUCCCCGACAAGGCACAGCCGGUGUUUAAAGAUCACGGUUUUCCCAUUGAAAACCGGGAGCUCAUGGGCGAGGUGCAAGAGCUCAGCUCGGUGGCACGGAAGCUCAAAACCAGCUCGCAGUCCGGCAACGGACAGAUUGUUGUGUCAGACUUUCACUUCCUCUGUUUCCUGCGCCUCAUGGAUGUGCUGACCAAGGAUGAGGAGGCACUACUGUGCCGUGUGGCCGUCGGCCAUGAUCUCGCGGAUGCAUUUCAACUCAAAUCGACCACCGGGUGGCAGACAUUGUUGGCAAUCUUGCAGUCGACUGGUGAGAGAUUCCCUUCCAAACGCCGCCGUGAAGAGUCCAAAAAUACGGACGCCGGCCCCGCCUCCAACUCCCCCUUUCGUGUAGACCAUUCCGACUCUGAGGCCGAACAUCUUGCUAAGCGCGUUGCUGCGGUUAGGCUAAACCGACUCGCGAGCGACAACUGAUUCCGCUGUCGUCUUUACCUUGGGAGGAUAGAGAACUGGUGGCGGGCUCUAUUCUGCUCGUAGCCCAGGUCGCAUCCGAGAGAUCUUUUAUAGACAAUUCAUGAUCGGGAAGGAGUCUGGCCAUUCGGGAACUUGGGCGUUGAUGGAAUAUUGGGAGGAAGUAAAUGCAUUAGAGAGACAGGUCGAAUGCAUAGCAUGAGAUGAGAUGAUGAUAGGACCUUCUCCGUCCCUUCAAAGAAGGGGAACAAAAGUUCCAAGUCU
Molecule: messenger RNA, 2247 nt
Organism: Cryphonectria parasitica EP155
Lineage: Eukaryota; Fungi; Ascomycota; Sordariomycetes; Diaporthales; Cryphonectriaceae
Product: nuclear protein localization protein 4
Exons: 2
Coding region: 1-1986 (661 amino acids)
Biological process (GO): ubiquitin-dependent protein catabolic process
Cellular component (GO): nucleus
Molecular function (GO): ubiquitin protein ligase binding; ubiquitin binding
Source: RefSeq, a predicted model, not a curated record